AUGCCUGAACUGAUGUCGAUCUUGGAAUUGAGCCCGAAAAGCAUCAAUGAUUGUAGUAUUAGGUUGUCGAAAGCAAGCAGAUUAAAGGGAUCUUACCAGUUGCAUCGAAAGCGAGUUGCGGUCGAAAAGGAGUUGCUGCCCACAUCAGGUGCUUGGUGGAGUCGCAAUGGAGACGCCAGCGUGGAGACGAGUGGAAGGCCUGGACGAGCGAAGGGCUAUAUGACUCGCAGUUGGUUGAUUCUGUGGCCGCCACCGCUGAUUAAGCUGUACAGGAUCCCAUCUAGGGUUUUGGCUCCGGUGGGCGUAGAGUGCGCGAGAGACAGAGGGAAGGGGAGGGAUACAGCUGCGACUUGA
Molecule: messenger RNA, 354 nt
Organism: Striga asiatica
Lineage: Eukaryota; Viridiplantae; Streptophyta; Magnoliopsida; Lamiales; Orobanchaceae
Source: the annotation of a GenBank genome assembly